UACUGGUAGCUACAACAAUUCAACCAAAGUCUAGUAAAAUCAACGAAUUGAUCCAAAUGCAAGUUGCAAUGUGUGAAAAGCAUGUACGUGAUUAUAUUUUAUUUGAGUUUAAUUUUGAUAUGUAAAGAUCUUUGCACUUCUAAUAAAUUUAAAGUCACUUUUGUUUGUCUUCAAGCAAACAAUACCUCCAAUGCAUGCAUUAAUUUUAAUAAUGCAAUGGACUUUGAAGUUAUUGCAAUCCCACACCAGAUGAUCCAGACCCUCUCGUUGAUACCAUGCAUGACAAUCUAUGAUUAGAUGAAAAUAUAAACAAUUUUAAUUAAAUUCUUUUAUGACAAUAUAAACUGGUAUCUCCGAGUGCUAGGUUUUAAAAACAACUUAUUUAUUUGUUCGUUUCUAGCUUUUGAGCUAUGGAUGGCCAUAUUAUAUCUACCAUGUGUUCUCUCUCUCUCCUCAACCUUUGCCUUAGUGGAUAGUAUUCAAAUUUGGCGUGCCGUGUUAUAGUCUAAAUCAGAAGAAGAUACAAACAGUUUCGUUAUACUGGGAUGACCUCACAAGUCAAAUUUAAGACAUUCAGUCCUUGUCCAAACAAUCACGGUUUUCUUCCUAAGUAACAUUAAUCACUGCUAAUGAUUUGACUUGCCUGCAAGUCAUUCAAUGCACUUUGUCACAAAUAGAGGGGCCAGGCCUUUGAAAUUAUUAGUGGAUGAAUGAACAUUAGUUCUAUAAGAAAGGCUUCACUCACACCAGAUUUUGUAUCAGCAAACUGCAAUUGAAUAUUCUACCAAAUUCCAAAAGUGAUGUUGUCCCUAAAGAUUAAUUUGACUAUAGUAAUAGUCCUUUCCAUUGUAUCCAUAGUUCCCAUGCUGAAACAAGCUUGGAUGUUGAAAUUCAAGCAUUGAAAGCUUUCAAGAACUCCAUUACUGCUGACCCAAAUGGGGCUCUUGCAGAUUGGCUUGACACUCACCACCACUGCAACUGGUCUGGCAUUGCAUGUGAUCCAUCUUCAAAUCAUGUCAUUUCAAUUUCCUUUGUUAGUCUUCAGCUCCAAGGGGAGAUUUCACCUUUCCUUGGAAACAUUCCUGGCCUUCAGGUUCUUGAUUUAACUUCAAGAAGAGCAUGUCUAUUAUUGCUUCACUUAGAAGAGCAUAUCUAUUAUUGCUUCACUUGGAUCACUUGCUAUACUACUAUUAUUAGUCUUGGUGAUUCUAAUUCUCAAUAGAGGUAUGAAACUCUGCAAUUCUAAAGAAAGGGAUAUUAGUGCGAAUCAUGGACCAGAAUACAGUUCAGCAUUGCCACUUAAAAGGUUCAAUCCAAAGGACUUGGAAAAUGCAACUGGUUUUUUCAGCUAUGACAGCAUCAUUGGUGCUAGUAGUUUGAGCACAGUUUACAAGGGUCAAAUGGAAGAUGACCAGUUUGUUGCCAUAAAAAGAUUGAAUUUGCAACAGUUCUCUGUAAAUACUGACAAGAUCUUCAAGAGGGAAGCCAAAAUCUUGUGCCAGAUGAGACAUAGGAAUUUGGUUAAGGUACUUGGAUAUGCCUGGGAGAGUGGGAAAAUGAAGGCUUUGGUUCUAGAGUACAUGGAGAAUGGGAAUUUGGAUGGCAUAAUACAUGACAAAGGGAAAGAUGAGUCUGUGAUCUCUAGGUGGACAUUAUCUGAAAGAGUCCGAGUUUUCAUUUCUAUUGCUAGUGCAUUGGAUUAUCUGCACUCUGGUUAUGAUUUUCCCAUUGUACACUGUGAGUUAAAGCCUUCUAACAUCCUUCUAGAUAGAGAUUGGGAAGCUCAUGUCAGUGACUUUGGGACAGCUCGAAUACUUGGCCUUCAUCUGCAGGAUGGUAGUACCCUUUCCUCAUCUGCAGCUUUGCAAGGCACAUUGGGCUAUAUGGCACCAGAAUUUGCCUACAUGAGGAAAGUAACCACUAAAGCAGAUGUGUUCAGCUUCGGUGUCAUAGUAAUGGAGUUUCUAACAAAAAGAAGGCCGACAGGACUCUAAAAAGAGGAUGGUUUGCCAAUCACUUUGCGUGAAGUAGUGACAAAAGCCCUUAAAAAUGGAAUAAAACAACUUGCCAAUAUUGUAGACCCUUUGUUUACCUGGGAUGUUGACCAUGACGAAGUGUUGCCAGAGCUCAUUAAGUUAUCAUUGUGCUGCACCCUCCCAGAUCCUGAACAUCGACCAAAUAUGAAUGAGGUGUUAUCUUCCCUUGUGAAGCUUCAAACAACACUGUCUUGAUAAUUGGUAAACACAACCGAUCACUCCUUGGAGCUGCUUUUUCUAAAGAAGAAAUAUCAAAUGCUUCCCAAUUGCCUCAUUACUAUUGUCUUUAACAACAGCAAAGCCUUAUUGUAUCCAAUAUCCAUGCUAGUUUUCCAAUAAAUGUACGGAAUUAUCAGCUUUCCUUCACAGCCAUUUAAUAUAAAAUUGAUUGUCCA
Molecule: messenger RNA, 2431 nt
Organism: Glycine soja
Lineage: Eukaryota; Viridiplantae; Streptophyta; Magnoliopsida; Fabales; Fabaceae
Product: LRR receptor-like serine/threonine-protein kinase FLS2
Exons: 2
Coding region: 1227-1994 (255 amino acids)
Biological process (GO): protein phosphorylation
Molecular function (GO): protein kinase activity; ATP binding
Source: RefSeq, a predicted model, not a curated record